AUGCAACUCUCCUCUCUCACAUCGUCACUUUUGUCGUUGACAUUGCCUCUCUCACACUACCUGAGCAAUGUUUCCCUCUUUAGUCUUUUGCUGAUAAUUCUUGUUUCCCUUUAUGGAGAAACAACUGUGAAGCAAAUCAAAGAUGCAUUUAAAGAGUUCUCAUCCAGGGAGGAUAUUGCAAUAGUGCUGAUUAGCCAGUAUGUUGCGAAUAUGAUAAGGUUUUUGGUUGAUAGCUACAACAAACCAAUCCCUGCAAUUUUGGAGAUUCCUUCUAAGGAUCAUCCAUAUGAUCCUGCGCACGAUUCAGUUCUUUCACGAGUGAAACACCUUUUCUCUGCGGAAUCUGUGGCAUCUGGGAGACGCUAA
Messenger RNA from Pistacia vera, 366 nucleotides. RefSeq names its product V-type proton ATPase subunit F-like. NCBI's taxonomy places the organism in Eukaryota, Viridiplantae, Streptophyta, Magnoliopsida, Sapindales, Anacardiaceae. Gene Ontology annotation, biological process: proton transmembrane transport. Gene Ontology annotation, cellular component: proton-transporting V-type ATPase, V1 domain; membrane. Gene Ontology annotation, molecular function: proton-transporting ATPase activity, rotational mechanism. The record is from RefSeq and is a predicted model, not a curated record. The transcript is spliced from 3 exons. The coding region runs from base 1 to 366 and encodes 121 amino acids.